This is a messenger RNA of Nylanderia fulva, 1684 nucleotides long. Its product is annotated as outer mitochondrial transmembrane helix translocase. NCBI's taxonomy places the organism in Eukaryota, Metazoa, Arthropoda, Insecta, Hymenoptera, Formicidae. The record is from RefSeq and is a predicted model, not a curated record. Gene Ontology annotation, cellular component: mitochondrial outer membrane. Gene Ontology annotation, molecular function: ATP hydrolysis activity; ATP binding. Gene Ontology annotation, biological process: extraction of mislocalized protein from mitochondrial outer membrane.
CCCUCUCUCUUCAUGAUCUCUUCUAACCUACAAAAGUCCACCUUCAUUCUCAUCCUCAUCGUCGUUCAGCGAAAUCGGGAAUAACGGAGAGAUUAAAUUUGUCGACGACAGAUUUACACGGGCGAAGCAGUAUUUCGCGCAUUGUCAAUUAACGUCAACUUACUGGAUACUCCAGGUGAACGAUGAACAUGGCUGCGAGUGCAGGUCUCACUCGACAGGAUAUGCUGAUGCUCGUGGCAAGGUUGACAUGCGUCGCGGCCAUCGGUUUCUUCAGCGUGAGGUGGCUCAUCAGUCAGCUCGAUCCCACCAGGAGCACUAAACAGAGGGCGAAAAAGAAGGCUCGAGAGCAGUUACGUAAGCUAGCAGAAAGUGACAGAUACGCGCGAACUUUUGACAUGGAUCAGCUGACAGAUUACGAGAUGAUAAUAGCUAAUCAUCUGGUGGAUCCAAAUGACAUUAAGAUAUCGUGGAACAAUAUUGCUGGUCUGGACAACGUUAUUCAAGAGCUCAAGGAGACUGUCAUACUACCUAUACAGAGGAAGGAAUUGUUUGAGGACUCGCAGCUGACACAAGCGCCCAAGGGAGUAUUGUUGUAUGGUCCGCCAGGUUGUGGCAAGACCAUGAUUGCCAAGGCCACCGCUCGGGAGGCAAAAACGCGCUUUAUAAAUCUUGAUGUGAGCAUCCUAACUGAUAAAUGGUAUGGAGAAAGUCAGAAGCUGGCUGCUGCUGUAUUUUCGUUAGCUGUAAAACUACAGCCUUGCAUAAUCUUUAUUGAUGAAAUAGAUUCAUUUUUGAGAGCACGCAAUUCACAAGAUCAUGAGGCUACCGCGAUGAUGAAGGCCCAAUUUAUGUCACUAUGGGAUGGCUUGAUAACCGAUCCUGAUUGUACUGUAAUUAUAAUGGGUGCCACCAAUAGACCACAGGAUUUAGAUAAGGCUAUUCUACGACGUAUGCCGGCCACUUUCCAUGUUGGUUUGCCGAAUGAAGAACAACGGUUAAAAGUCUUGCAAUUGAUUCUGAAAAACGAGCCAACUGCGGACAAUGUUGAAAUUGCGACGAUAGCGAAACAUACAGAAGGUUUUUCCGGAUCGGAUUUGCAAGAACUCUGUCGAAACGCGUCCAUCUAUCGUAUUAGAGAUUAUUUAUAUUCGCAGGAUUCUGUCAAGUACGAGAACAGUGAAGACGAGGAAUAUGACGAAGAGUUUCAUGACACUGUGCGACCCAUUACGAUGGAAGACUUGCUCAAGUCUUUCAGAAAGAUGAGAACAUCGAAACUGCAUACGGGUACGCUCAGUACACGGCAGCUAGAAUUAGAUUAAAGUAAGAAAUUAAUUUUUUAUUAGUUUAUCUAUGUGACUGUUGUCUCAACAGUCGUUCAUUUGUUGCAUAAAUAUUACGACAACGAUGAAACUGAAAUCUUCUUUCAUCAUGAAACUGUAUUCUUCAAUAUUAUCAGAAGAAUGAUUUUCUUGUCGUAAACAUUGAAAAAUUUUUAUGGAGGUUAAAAUAGAAUCAUUGAAAAGUGUUUAUAAUUCCAUAGUAAAAGAAAGAUAUUGUAGAAAGAAAUUUUAUAACGAGAUGAAUUGAAAUUUCUCUCAAUAUCAUAGUGUUGAAGCGUGCAUCGCGACGGUAUAUGAUAAAAAAACAUUUCACUUAAUUUACUUAUUUCAAAAUUUUAACUUAU